This is a messenger RNA of Xenopus tropicalis (tropical clawed frog), 1700 nucleotides long. Lineage: Eukaryota; Metazoa; Chordata; Amphibia; Anura; Pipidae. The record is from RefSeq and is a predicted model, not a curated record.
ACUUCCGGAACUGAAGCCUUACGGGUAGUUUGACUGAAACCGUGUGAAACCAAUUAAAUCUCGCAGCGUGCAGAAAGCCAGCCAAUCAUUGACAAGAUCCAGAGACAGAGGCGAGUGCUUUGAACUUCCUCAUGCCGCGGUAGGGCGAAUUCUGUGGCUUCAACAUGAAGGUGUCAGCAGAGCGGCAGGAGCAGUACCGGGAGUUUGUCUCCUAUUAUGAAAGGAAGAGCCGAGAAGGAAACGUGGCUUUGUACGAGACGAUGGAUUCAAAGGGAGAUUGCCGCAUUCAGUCAGGGUCCAUUCUCACUGCGUGGUUAGGGUGUCCUUAUUUGCAGGUCCUGAGGGAGAAUAAUAUGGGUGCAGGGCAAUGGGCUUCCGUGCUCAGAGGCCUCAUGAAAGGCUUUGCCAUUUUGGAGCUUAUCUGUGUCAAUCUCUUCCUUUAUCCGUGGAGGAAAGAGAUCAGGACUCUAAAGAAAUUUACUGGUAAUUUUGUGUACUUUGUUGCACCAGUGAUUCCAGAACACAUGGUGACACAGAUCCUCCAGAGAGUGGGUUAUACAGUGGUCACAGAAACAGAGUAUAUCUGUGGAGGAAUAGUGAACUCAGAAGAAGCCAAACAAACAGCCUUUGAAUUAUUUCUGUGUAGGACACAAUGUGAGAUAUUAAAGAGGCUGAUACAAGAAGGUAGAAUGGACCAUGUGCAGCUCUUUGUAAAUUAUGAAGACAGCGGUGAAAUAAAAGCAGAACCUGAUCAUGAAAAAGUAUUGCAGACUUCAGCUGGUAAGGUUGAGACUACAGAACUGGAUUUUAAUCACACUGAAGACAAAACUGUCAUGCCUUCAGAUUCCAAAACUCACAAAGAUUUUUCCAGUGAUUCUGUAUAUUUUUACAGCAACUGUGCAGAGAGUGCAGAAUUUCUCAAUCAAUACAGUGACCUAAUCCUGGCCCAGGAGCCAAUUCUACCAAAACAUAUCAAACAAAGUUGUACAAAGACUAAAGAGAAAAGUAUAGAUCGGUUGGUAAAACCAGUGUGUGAAGAAUCAAACACAAGUGACAUCCUGACACAGGUCAAGCGCUCCAAUGCUUUUCAUAUUGACCCAAACCAUAUAACAGCAAGCAGACAAGUUGUGCAAGAGACAGUGACUGAUAGUGGCUCUGAAAGCAAUGAAAUAAUAACCUGUACCCAAGACCUGACCAAAAAGGAGAGCAAUCAUCCAGAGAGACUGGUGAACAAGUUGAAGCUUGAGAAUAUGAUAGAUGAAUCGUUAGCCUAUCCUAUUGAAGAAACUUUACCUCCAAAUGUCGAAUCUGCAAGCAGCAACGAGACAAAAAACUGCAGUCCAAAUACGUAUAGUAUGAGCCAAAUCAGAGAGCCACCCAGUUCCACAUACAUACCCCCUGGUGGGGCAGAGAGGCAGUGUGCUAAAAUCAUACAUAUGCACCCUAAAGAAAAUCACUUCCAAGCCCCUUCACCUGAAGACACAUUAAUGAUUGAUCAGUCAUUGUUUAAGAUGAACAUUGACCCAAAGGAGGACUUUGUUCUUAUAACCAGGAGAGAAAACGUGUAAAUUUUUUCCACAUCUCUAGAGCAAAUCUAUUUUUUUUUCUGAGAUUUUUCACAAUAUCUUCUUUAUACAGAAUUUCUGAGCAUAUUUUCUAAAAUAAAAUACAUUCGAUAAUAAAUGAAUACUAAUAAUUGA